Molecule: messenger RNA, 5251 nt
Organism: Ectocarpus sp. CCAP 1310/34
Lineage: Eukaryota; Phaeophyceae; Ectocarpales; Ectocarpaceae
Source: the annotation of a GenBank genome assembly
UCUUGCUGCUGCCUCUACAUACCACUCGAUAUCACAGCGUCUCUCAACCCACGGGGAACGGCACAAUUAGCUGUGGCAAGGCAACGUACCCGGCCCUUGGCUGUUUCCCGGCUGGAAUCUGACGGGCAGCACGCCGUCGAUCUACGGAGCACCCCGAACGUACGAUCGAGGAGGCACCGCCGAAGCUAAGCCGAGGAGGACUAACGCAAGCGAGGCAAAGGGAGAGCUAGCUCCUCGCCCAGACUAUGUCGUCGAGAAGGAGGAAGAUGUCGGAGGACGAGGGGAGCAGCGAGGAAGAAGACGACGAGGUGAUUUCCGACCAAGAGGAUGCAGACGUCGUCUCUGAGGCCGCGGGCGCGGCGCCUUCUGACACCGAGGAGGAGGGUGAUGGCGCGCCGGCCAUCGCCGCAUUGGCCCAAGCCGGGUCCUCUGCCGCUGGAACUGAGAUUGGCGACGACAAAGGAGCAACCCCCGUGGGCGGAGAGGAGGGAGAGGCGGAGGGCAACUCAGACCCCGAGGCCACGGCAGCCGGGACGGGAUGGGGCGAGCCGGAAGAGAGAGGGUCACUAGCGGGUGAAGACCAGGAGGGACACGAGGCCGAAGGGAGCGGCGGGGGUUGGGGGGGCUCCGCCGACGAAAAGGAGGUGGCCGAAGGAGGCGGGGGUGGGUGGGGAGGGGGUUCCGACGACGGCGAGGAUACCGAGGAAGAGACCGAGGAGGAAAGGGAAGCACGGAUGGCGGAGUACGCGGCGGCGAAGGCGGAGGAAGACGCGAUCAAGCAGGAGCGCAGGGCAAUCCGCGAGAACCCCGCCGUGAUCCCCAAGCUAGGCGCCUUCUUCGUGCACGACGACAGGGGAGGGGGCGGCGGCGGCGGAUCCGGCGGCAUGGCACGUGCCGGCAAGCAGCAGCAGCAGCGGCGGGACGGAGAGGAGGGGUCCGGCGAGGAGGAGGAGGAGGAGGAGGAGGAGGGGGUGGGGCGGUGGCGUGCAGACGCUCUGCCUUCCCCCAAGAAGAACAAGAGCGGUGACGUGGGGCUGCGAGCACGACGCAAGAAGAAGCCGGUUGAUCCCGACGAUGACGACGAUUUGCCUUGGGGGCACGAAGGUUAUGAGGAAGUGCUCAGGGCGGAAGAGGAGGGACGUCCCAUCGCCAGCUCCUCCGGAUUCUGGUCGAACCCCACCGGCAAAGACGGUCGCAGCGGCGCCUGGAGAGGCGGCAGCGGCGGCGGCGGCCGGCGUAGCGGGGGCGGAAGGGGUGGGCGGCAUGGCGACGGAGACGCGGGAAGCGCCUAUGGGGGGAGGGGCGGCGGCAACCGACGGAAUAGCUACGAGAGUUCCUACGGUUCCGGUGAUCGUGGUGGAAGGCGCGGGAGGGGGCGAGGAGGCAGGGGUGGCCGAGGGGGGCGGGGAGGGUACGCCGGGGGGGCGGCGGCGGCGGCGGCGGCGGCGGCUGCUCCCGCUGCAGAGGAUUGGCCGCAGCUUGGCAGUGGGGACGGCGCCAAAUCAGUAACCAAAACAACAGUUGCAGGGGAAUCGGCGGCGGCGAAACCGUCAGCGACCGUAGAUGCGAACGGUAGCGGCUCCGGGUGGGGGAACGCGGCUGCGGGGGCUACGGCAGCGCAGGACGCGGGGGGUUGGGGGGAAGCGGACAAGACUCCGAGCACGGGAGGAUGGGGCAGUGAUGAAAGACGAUCUUCGGGUGAGGGGGGCUGGGGUGGCGGGCGCGGUGGUGGCAGAGGCAGGGGGCGAGGGGCCCAGAGCGACGGGGUGGGACCGGCCAACGGCGGACGGGGCGGCGGCGGAGGGCGCAGCGGAGGGCGUGGCGGUGGCGGCAGGAGAGGUGAAGGUGCAGCCCGUGGUGGCGGCGGCAGGAGCUCUCCUCCUCAGAAAGAAGCGGCGAAGGCGGCUGCAGCAAAGCCUGCCGCAGCAGUGGCUAAACCGGCGACGGCGGCGACGGCAACGAAGCCCUCCACCUUGACGGCGGAUGCGAAGCAGUGGACCGGCAGCAAGGCUCUCGGCGCCGGCAAGCCCGGCGCUGCUGCCUCCACCGCUGCUGCCGCUACUGCUACUGCCGCUGCCCCCGCCGCCCCUGCGAAUGCCGCCACCACAGCCACCGCUGUUGCGGCGAAAUCGGCGGCGGCGGUUUCUACAGCGACGGCGACAGUAGCGGUAGCGGUAGCGGGUGGAGAGCCGAACGAAACGGUGGGUGCGACUGUACCUGGGUUCACUCCGACGGCUGCUGGGACCGCGAUGGCGGGCGGGCAGGCGGAGCUGGCCGGCGGCUCGGGCACCGCGGUGACGCUGGCGCAGCUGCAGCAGCAGCAGCUCGUGCUACAGCGAGCCCAGCUGAUCCAAGCCCAGCAAGCGCAGCAGCAAGCUCUUAGGAAUCAACAGCUGCAGCAACAGUUGACCCAUUCGCCACCCCCGCCUCGCGGGCACGGCCUCAACCCCGCCCCUCCCGCCGCCGCCGCCGCCGCCGGCCCGAUGCCCCAGCCCCUGGCGCAGCACGACGUCCGCGGGAGCCCCAAGGUGGGGGGGUACCCAACCGCGGGACCCCCAGUCUCUGCGGUGAUGUCCCCCGUUCCGACUCAGGGGCUGGCGGGAGCGAUGCAGCUGGCGAGGGACGGGUCGCCGAUGCCACCACUGCCUCACGCCAGCGGGUCUCCUCCGAUCCUGGUGGGGCAGAGCAUGCCUGGGGUGCAGCAGAUGGGGAUGCCGGGGGUCGGGAUGGGUGUGGCGGGGCCGGGAGACAUGCAGAUCCAGGGCAUUUACAACCCUGCCGCUGCGGGUUACUUCGUAACGCCCGGGGCGCAGCAGCUACCCAUGCACGUGGCCGCGGAAAUGGUGGCGGCAAGCGGGGCCGGCGGGGCGGGCGGGGGGGCGGGGGGCGGCGAGUGGUACCCGGAUCAGCAGCAGCAGCACUCUAGUCCUGUGCCGGUGCCGUGGAGCGUGGCCGGGGAGGGUGCGGCCCCAUCCGCGGGACCCCCGGCGGGCGGCGGCGCGGUCUUGACGGAGGACGUGGUGCUUCCCCCUCCUCAGGCUGAUAGCUGGAUGAGGACGGCCGUACAGCAAGAGCUCCUGAGGGAGCAGCUGCAGCAGGAGCAGGCGGUCGCGCAGCAGUUCCUCCAGCAGCAGCAGCAGCAGCAGCACCUCGUCCAGUUUGGGGCCGCCGGGGGAGCGGGGAUGCCGGCGCAGGCUUUGGACAUGUCUCAGCAGCCGCUGCUGAAUGCCCAGAGCGCAACGGGCGAAGGGACCGGAGCUGGUCGGCAAAACUUCUAGCGGCGCCAAGAUUUUGACUGCCAUCAAUCAUGCCAUCCAGAUUUCAGUGUCAUAGUGCAGUGUCAAUCGGGGUAACGAUUUUGAGGCCUCAGGAAAAACGCAAAAAUACUAGGAUUCGCGGUUGACGGCGUCUGUCCCGCGUCAAAAUUUAUUUUGCUGUUUUUCUGGCUGCUCGGCGAGCUGCUACAUGGCGUGUGGAAAGGCUGGGUGUGUGUCUCGUCGUGAUGUGGGUCAUUGGUAGCAACACCUGGUUUUAGGAACAGCUGAAGAACUCGUUGCGAAACCACUACAGGAAUUUUUGUGUGCAAUCGCCCAAGGCCGCCGUGAUUCGAGUGCCGGAGGUUCUGGGACGCUUUUUUAUGUUUUCGUUCUAAUUUGACGUUAUCGUAUCGUAGUUGUGUGUUUGUAAUGGGCGUUUUUUUUCGCCCUGGGGUUUAGGGACAAAGCGGAGUGAGUCCGAGCACUAUCCGGAUGAGCGCGUGCUAGUACAGUGGGUGGCCCGAUAUAGUGCCGGUUGAAUAGUGCCGGUUGCCGGUACAGUGCCGGUGUUUUCGGCUCGCACACACCGGAAUAUCAAGUCUUUCUGUACUCUGAAUAGUGCCGGUGCCCGGUAUAGUGCCGCUGUGCUCUCUGAACACAUACCGGCACUAUAGAGGGCCCCCUACUGUACGACUAUACAACGCGCUAUUGCUAUGGUAGGGCGUCCUAGUAUGGACGAACGCCAAUACAGCGCAUUUCAAGGCAAGUACACACGUUCUUAGGACGUACUAGCAUGAGUAUAAAGCUGUUCAGACGAGGACGUGUGCUAGUACGGACGCACGCACGCAGUUGACAGCUAUGAGCGCGUCGCUGCUACUGCAAGCUUCUUUGGUGCGGGGACGCGCUGGAAACGUUACCCGUAGCCCUUAGCACCGGGGUUACCAUACGUAGAUUCAUGGGACGUUUGUCUAGUGCCGCGGUGCUCGAGAGCGCGGGGGGUCGUGCCUUCCGUAACCGCUUUGGGCCUUAAACACCAGGUUGGAAGCGCGAAACCCCUCAUCACGGCGUGGAUUGGUUUUGCGACAGGAUGAGUGGGGAGGCAGGAUUUUGUGACGAACACGCGCACGUGAGGUGUGGCGUUAUAUUUCGAGGGGGAAAAUAGACGAGAAGCACGCUUGAGGGACUGACUACAAAAAACGGNGGGGGGGGGGGGGGGAUGAGAGAAUAUACCAUGUGUCGUAACGAAACGAAACAGGAAGCAAAGUUCUCCCGUCCGAGAACAAGCGGCGGAAUAAAAACAGAUUGUCCCGGUGGCGCACAAGCAGUGUUUUAUACGUAAGCAAGUAUGGCAGUACAGUACUACUUCUAUANGGGGGGGGGGGGGGGGGGGGGGGGGGGGGGGGGGGGGGGGGAACGACGGAGGCAGAAAGUUGGUGGGGUUCGUUGUUUGACUAGAAGAAGAUAUGUCUGUCUCGUUUCGGCGUAUGAUGUGGGAAGAAGAGGAGAUUUUUGCACCACGCCCGCGAUGGCAUUAUUCUUUCAACGCUCGCUGCACCGCUACUGCUACUGCUGCUGAUGCUGCGUUGCUCCCGCUUUGCGCUGCUUGAUGUUAUUGCGUGAAGCGAGGCGAUCCACAAGCAGCCCUCAUUCCCGUCGCGCUAGGCAGCGGUGGAAGGGAUGGCGCUGCGAGCGGGUGCUAUUGGAAGAAAAUCGACUACUGUACUAGAUAGCAUAAAUACAGUGAGUCUUUCGCUCCCUGCUCGGAUAACUCAAUCAUCAUGUCUGCCUACUUCUGCUUCACUCUAGCAACGAUUGCCCGGCAACGGUAGAACCAGCUAGGUGGACUCAAGUCCUUUGGGGCGGGCAAGAAAGGAAGGCUGACUGCCCUACCUACCUCGAAGCAAUUUCGCGAGCCACCUCAAAAACCCUUUCAUUCUGUCCAAUGUAGGUGCUGGCAGCUUGUGCUUGGAGUAAGAGCUUUCGCUUGGUCUCGG